Mesorhabditis belari is the source of this 423-nucleotide messenger RNA. The record is from the annotation of a GenBank genome assembly. NCBI's taxonomy places the organism in Eukaryota, Metazoa, Nematoda, Chromadorea, Rhabditida, Rhabditidae.
AUGUCGGCAGCCGUUGCCUUGGCUCUGGAGAAGAUUGAGAUCCUUAAAGCGUUUUCUGAUGAGACACCAGACAAGGAAGUUGAGAAAGACGUUGAACAGAAGUCGGAGAAGUUGAAUUAUGAAACCAGGCGCUAUUAUUUGGAUCUCAAGCAAAACGUUUCUUGCGAAUUGCGCAAACCGAAAAGGAAAAGGGCGAUCUCUUACAACGUUUGCAUGUCUCGAAGUCAGAUGGUGAUUCCCGGAGAGGAGGCUAAACGGUUUCGCGGUGAAGGCGGCAAGAUGUUCUACUCGCUUGAUUUAUUAUUGCAAAACAGUGAAGCAAGCUUCCGCACCUCGAUCAACGUUCCAUUUAUUCGUUGGCGAAAUUCCGAGGGGCUCUCAGCAAGAUCUUCGACGGCUUUGAAAAAGUUCCAACGGAGGAGA